AGCCAGAGGAGGAGGAGGAACACGUGAUUCGCGCUAAUUGAGAGCAAGAUGGCGGUAGCGGUGCGGAGUUUGCAAGACCAGUUGGAAAAAGCCAAGGAAAGCUUGAAAAAUGUGGACGAUAAUAUUCGCAAAUUGACUGGACGUGACCCAAAUGAAUCAAGACCGGGCCAGAUGCGCCGGCUUGGCGGCCCCAUGGCAGGCAUUGGUGGAGGUAGAGGCAGAGGAAUCAACCUGCUCAGGCGUAGUCUCUCAGACAUGGGAAGUGGCGGCCCUCCUGCUAAGCAGAGGGACAUUGAAGGAGCCUUGCUAAGGCUGGCAGGGGACCAGAGGGCCAGGAGAGACUCGCGCCACGACAGCGACGCUGAGGAUGAUGACGAUGUCAAAAAGCCGGCGUUGCAGUCGUCUGUAGUAGCUACCUCCAAGGAGAGAACACGCCGAGACCUCAUUCAAGAUCAGACUAUGGAUGAGAAAGGAAAACAGAGGAAUCGGCGUAUGUUUGGCCUGCUGAUGGGGACGCUGCAAAAAUUCAAACAGGAAUCCAAUGUUUCCUCAGAGAAGCAAAAGCGGCGUUCAGAGAUUGAGCAGAAGCUCGAGGUUCAGGCUGAGGCAGAGAAAAAAAAAGUGGAGAAUGAAAAGAGGGAGUUGUUUGAAGAAAGAAGAGCCAAACAGACGGAGCUCAGGCUCCUGGAACAGAAAGUGGAAUUGGCUCAGCUGCAAGAGGAGUGGACCAGUCAUAAUAAUAUACUGGUAAAAUAUAUUCGCACCAAGACCAAACCUAACAUCUUCUAUGUGCCUGGAAAAAUGUGCUCCGCCACACAGAAACUCCAUGAUGAAUCCACCAAGAAACUAAAUGCUGUGUUUGAAGAGAGGCGUGAGGCUUUUGCUGAGCAGCUCAGCAAAAUGGAGUCCCGCCCCCGGCGACAGCCAAACCGUGACCAGGACAGCAACACACCGGCUACAGGGAAGGACCACCCGGCGGAGGGUAAGCCAGCAGGUCAGGUAGUGAAGGUGACAGGUACCAGGGGGGUUACAGAGAUGGAGGAAGAUGAGGAUGAAGAGGAGGAGGAGGAGGAGAGGGAAAAGGCAGAGUAUAGAAAGACUACUGAUGAGGACAAGGGGGAGGAAGAGGAAAUGGAAGGGUUGAAGAAGAUAGUGGAGGAAGAGGAGCAAAUGGAGGUAGGUGAGGAGAAGGAAAGAGAGGAGGUUGGUAUGCUCAAAGAGGAGCAGAGAGGAGACAGAGACAAGGAAGCAAGUCCAGGGUCAGAAGAGAUGGAGGUAGAGGCAGAGCACGAAGAUAGAAGCAAGGAAGAGAUGGUAGAAACAGAUAUUAAAGAAGAUCCCACAGACCUGCAAAAUAAAAGGAUGCAAGACGCACCAUGCUCAGAGCCAACUGUAAUCAGCCAGGAAGUACCCAUCACCCAUCAACAGCAGCCAUGCAGUCCAACUGCAACUGGGGAAAAUCAGUCCCCUGAGGCCCAGACAGCUUCUCCUCAUGCUGAACCCCAAACGGCUUCCACCAUGGCUGGGCAGGAUAUCCUUAUUCCUUGCCUUGAUGCUGAGGGUGUGGCGCAGGAGAAUCAGGCUGCAGAAGAGAAAUCGGGGGACACCACUCUUCAAAAAGGGUCUGAUUCCCAGGAGGCCCCUAGCUCGACUGCUGCAACCUCAAAGGGUGAAGAGGACGGUGCUAGAGGGAGGAAGAAGGAAAAGGAGCAUCGAAAGGGCCGCAGUAAUAGCAACAGCUCUUCCUCCUCCUCCUCUGGCUCCUCCUCUAGUGGAAGUUCCUCCUCUUCUUCUGGAUCCAGCCAUUCCUCUUCGUCUUCAUCGUCCUCUUCAUCCUCGUCAUCCAGCAGCCGAAGUCGCAGCCGAGACAGCGGUAAGCACAAGAAGCGGCCAUCGGGCAGGGACAGAAAGGAAGAAGAGCGAAGCCACCACAAAAGAGGAGGGAGUAGCGGAGGUGGGAGGGACUUGAAGGGAUCGAAGGAAAGGAGGAAGAGGAGGAGUGAGGAAGGGAGGGGCAGAUCAUCCCGGAGUGAUAGAGAGCAUAAAGAUAGAGACAGGAAAGACAAGAGACGCUGAUCUGGGUCUGACAGAGCCUCUGCUCAGCUAAUGUUGGCAAACUGAGGAGAUACUAUUUGCUUAAUGGCCUAAAAACGCAUUUUCAAAGUGGUAUUAAAUUCCACCUAGCUCAGUGGAAUUGACAAUGUGAGGAAUUUAACUGAAUUUACAGUAAUUUUACCUGGGCCAAAACUGUAAACGGGACUUCAUGUUCAGUGUGAGAGAAAGGGUGUCUUCUCUGUAGGGCCCAUCGCCAGAAAUGCGUCAUUUUUAAUCGAUCCGGUUUUUAAAAGGUUUUUGUGGCACUAUGAUAUUUUUUCUUUUUCAUCCCCAUCUUACUUGUUAUGCUGUAGGCUGGGGUAGUAAUGAUUAUUAAAGUGACUUAGUGUACAGUACCUGUGUUUUCAAAUUUGUGUCAACUAUUUCAUCAAUGUGUGAAGGCCUUGUUUUUCCACAUUAGUAUAUGUCAUCUGUUUAAAACAUUGGGGUUCCAUAUUUUUGUAUCAAUUGAUAAUUUGCUUCAAAUUAAACACAAGGUAUUGGCA
Messenger RNA from Betta splendens (Siamese fighting fish), 2600 nucleotides. RefSeq names its product pinin, desmosome associated protein (gene pnn). Lineage: Eukaryota; Metazoa; Chordata; Actinopteri; Anabantiformes; Osphronemidae. The record is from RefSeq and is a predicted model, not a curated record. Gene Ontology annotation, cellular component: catalytic step 2 spliceosome. The transcript is spliced from 9 exons. Bases 49 to 2076 code for a protein of 675 amino acids.